AACCACCCACCGCAGGAGACUGGGGGAAUGUUACACUUUCCUGGAUACACAAUCAUCAUUGUAGGGAUAUUGAUACGCACCGGACAUACAUUUAUUUGAUCUCAGCGGCAAAGAUUGGAUUAUUUUACGGACUGUAAAACCUUAUUGAAGUUUUAGUUCACAUGUUUCAGCGCUUGUUUUAUCAGAGUGGCUGAAGACUCAAGGAACCAGUAAUGGACCAGAACCUGUUUGGAGGGGCCCCCAGAUUCCUCACGCGGCCCAAAGCAUUCGCAGUGUGCGUGGGCAAGGAUGCCACUCUAAGCUGCACCAUCGUGGGCAACCCCACCCUACUGAUUACCUGGGAAAAGGAGAAGCUACGUCUGACCUCCGGGGGCCGCUUCAAGACGGUGGAUGAUGGUAAUGUCUACCGCCUCACCAUCUACGAUCUAACUCUGGAAGACAGCGGCCAGUACAUGUGCCGGGCCAAGAACAACGUCGGGGAGGCAUACGCAUGUGUAACCCUUCAUGUAGGCCUUCCACAGGAGAUGGUAGACAGGGCCCCCGUCUUCAUGGUCAAGCCUACCUCUGCACGUGUGGGCCUGGGGGGCGAUGUGGUCUUCCACUGCCGGGUUGCUGCUUACCCAGAGCCCAAAUUUGACUGGGAUAAGGACGGGCGUUACCUAGCCGAGACAAACCGCAUCAAGGUGUCCUCGGACGGCGACAGCAGCUCCCUGAGGAUCCAAAGCGUGCGCAGCCUAGACAGCGGCACGUAUACCUGCCGCGCCCAGAACUCGGUGGGCCGCUCGAACUCUGCCGCCGCCUUGGUCAUAGACACCCAGGACUCCCGUCACCUGGGCCAGGACAAGAGCACCUCCCUCCUCUCCCACAUGCAGAAGCGUAAAGAAGGGAUCUCCAUCUACCGCACGGGAGAGACCCGCAGCUCCUCUCACAACUCCACCACCACCUCGUCCACAGCCACCACUAUGGUCACAGACGGGCUGAGCGCUCUGGGUCUGGACCACGGCAGCGCAGCACUGGUCAGCCAGCUACCUAAAAGCGUCUUCACCCGCACCUGCACGGUGACUGAGGGCAAGCAUGCCAAGCUCAGCUGCUUCGUGACGGGUCACCCCAAGCCUCAUAUCAUCUGGAGGAAGGAUGGGGGGAACAUCGGCGAGGGACGAAGGCACAUCAUGUAUGAGGACCAGGCCGAGAAUUUCAUCCUCAAGAUCCUGUACUGCAAGCAGAGCGACAACGGCCUGUACACCUGUAAUGCCUCCAACAUGGCUGGACAAACCUACAGCGCUGUGCUGGUGAUUGUUAAAGAGCCCAAGGUGCCGUUCAGGAGGAAGCUGCAGGAUGUGGAGGUCCAGGAGAAGAUGACGGCCAUGCUGCUGUGUGAGGUGCCCGUUUCGGCUAGCCAGGCCAGCUGGUUCAUGGAGGAGACACGUCUGGAGGACAGCUCCAAGUACUGCAUGGAGGAGGAGGGGACCAUGCGUCGCCUCACCAUCCGUAAUGUCACCACUAAUGAUGAUGCCGUUUACAUCUGCGAGAUGAAGGAGGGGAGCCGCACUGUAGCCGAGCUCACUGUGCUGGGGAACAUCACUAAGAAGCUUCCCAGGAGGACUGUAGUGUCGGUGAGUGAUACAGUGAUCUUCUGCGUUGAGCUGGAGCACCCCUGUUCUGACGCCUACUGGACGCGCAAUGGCGAGCGCCUGAAGCCGGACACACGGAUAUCCAUUGCGAGCACCCUCAGACAGUACACGCUAACCAUCAGCCACUGCCAGGCCGACGACUCAGGAGAGGUGGCUUUUGUGGCUGGAGACUGCAAGACCUCCACACGAUUCUCAGUCGCGGCUGCCAGAAAGCACCCUCCAGAUCCCCCUAUCGACGUGGUGGUGCGUAGCAAGACCGACUCGUCCAUCACCCUCCACUGGUCCCCCCCAGACAGUGACCGCCCCGUGCCCAUCAAAGGGUACAUGGUAGAGAGGAGGAAGGUGGGUGCCCAGACCUGGCAGAGGUGCAAUGGCAUGGAGGUCAGCCCCUUUACUGAGAUCACGAUCCAGAAUAUCACAGAGGAGGCCAGCUACCAGUUCCGCAUCUCUGCAGUCAACGACUACGGCCAGAGCCAGUAUAUGGAGGUGCCUGGGACCUUCUACCUCGAGCCCUCUGCAGAGGUGAAGACAGGCCUGAUGAACAGCACAGCCAUCUCAGGCGAGGAGGCCUCCCUCUCCGUGGACCUGUCUGCAGUGUGCUCUGGCUCCUGGUCUAUCAACGGCCGCCUCCUGCGGAGUGGGGCUGACUACCUCAUCACACGCCAAACGACCACACAUACGCUGACGAUCCGAACCGUCUCGAUGGAGAUGAAAGGAGCCACGGUCAAAUUUGUGGGCGGUGGCUCCGAGAGCACUUGUAUACUCCAAGUGAAGGCUCCAGCUGUCCGGUUCACCAGUAAGUCCGCUCACACCGAGGUGGUGACCUGCAGCGCCCAGUCCUCCGCCCAGCUGACCACAGAGGUGUCCGAUUAUGAUGCUCAGGUGGUCUGGAUGAAGAAUGGACGGGAGCUGAAGGUGGGCAAGAAGUAUGAGUGCAUGAGCACCGACCGCAAGAGGAUGCUGAUGGUGCACAACGUCACCGAAGAGGACACGGGCAUCUAUGAGUGUGUCUUAAACGAAGACCGAAUGUCCCUGCAGCUUUCUCUAAAAGAUGAAGCCAAGUUCCUGAACAAGCCCAGGGGUCCCAUGGAGGUGGCGCCUGCCCUCAGCGGGGACCUGGAGUUGAACUGCGAGGUGUCGUCUGCAAGCGGGGUGGUGGUGUGGAGGAAGGAUCAGACACUGGUCACUGAGGACCAAAGAACCACCGUCGUCUCCAAAGGGACACAGAGGAGACUGGUCAUCAAGAAUGCCAAGAAGAGUGACGAGGGACACUACUCCUGCGAGACAGUCGACGACAAAGUCACAUUCCAGGUCAAGAUCAAAGAAGCCCAACAGGCAGUCUUCACCAACAAGGAGUCUGUACAGAAGGAGGUGAAAGUUACUCUCUCCCAGAAAGCCACUCUGAGCUGUGAGGUGUCCGACCCCAAGACGGAGGUGAAAUGGUACAAGAGCGGCAAGCUGCUGACUUCUACUGAGACAGUCUCCACGGAGACAAAGGGCAGGAGUCGUCUGUUGGUAGUAGACAAAAUUGAGAAGAAGGAUGCUGGAGAAUACACCUGUGAGGCUAGAGCAGAGAAGCUGGUCUUUAAAAUACAUGUUUCAGAAACCCAACAGUCUGCCUUCACCAACAAGGAGUCUGUACAGAAGGUGAAAGCUACUCUUUCCCAGAAAGCCACUCUGAGCUGUGAGGUGUCUGAUACCAAGACAGAGGUGAAAUGGUACAAGGAUGGCAAGCUGCUGACUUCCAGUAAGACAGUCCAGAUGGAAACUAAGGGCAAGACUCGUCAGCUGGUAAUAGAGAAGGUGGAGAAGAAGGAUGCUGGAGAGUAUACCUGUGAGGUUGGAGUGGAGAAACUGGUCUAUAAGAUUCAGGUGACAGAAGCCCAGGCUGUCUUCACCAACAAGGAGUCUGUACAGAAGGAGGUGAAAGUUACUCUCUCCCAGAAAGCCACUCUGAGCUGUGAGGUGUCUGAUACCAAGACAGAGGUGAAAUGGUACAAGGAUGGCAAGCUGCUGACUUCCAGUAAGACAGUCCAGAUGGAAACUAAGGGCAAGACUCGUCAGCUGGUAAUAGAGAAGGUGGAGAAGAAGGAUGCUGGAGAGUACACCUGUGAGGUUGGAGCGGAGAAACUGGUCUAUAAGAUUCAGGUGGCAGACGCACAACAGGCUGCCUUCACCAACAAGGAGUCUGUACAGAAAGAGGUGAAAGCUACUCUCUCCCAGAAAGCCACUCUGACCUGUGAGGUGUCUGAUACCAAGGCAGAGGUUAAAUGGUACAAGGAUGGCAAGCUGCUGACUUCCAGUAAGACAGUCUCCAUGGAGACAAAGGACAAGACUCGUCAGCUGGUGAUAGAGAAGGUGGAGAAGAAGGAUGCUGGAGAGUACACCUGUGAAGUGGGAACAGAAAAGCUGGCCUACAAGAUACACGUGACUGGAGAAACGCAGGCUGCCUUCACCAACAAGGAGUCUGUACAGAAGGAGGUGAAAGUUACUCUCUCCCAGAAAGCCACUCUGAGCUGUGAGGUGUCUGAUACCAAGACAGAGGUGAAAUGGUACAAGGAUGGCAAGCUUCUGACUUCCAGUAAGACAGUCCAGAUGGAAACUAAGGGCAAGACUCGUCAGCUGGUGAUAGAGAAGGUGGAGAAGAAGGAUGCUGGAGAGUACACCUGUGAAGUUGGAGCAGACAAACUGGCCUUCAAAAUUCAGAUGGCAGAAACUCAAGCGGCUUUCACCAACAAGGAGUCUGUACAGAAGGAGGUGAAAGCUACUCUCUCCCAGAAAGCCACUCUGAGAUGUGAGGUGUCUGAUACCGAGACAGAGGUGAAAUGGUACAAGGAUGGCAAGCUGCUGACUUCCAGUAAGACCGUCUCCAUGGAGACAAAGGGCAAGACUCGUCAGCUGGUGAUAGAGAAGGUGGAGAAGAAGGAUGCUGGAGAGUACACCUGUGAAGUUGGAGCAGACAAACUGGCCUUCAAAAUUCAGAUGGCAGAAACUCAAGCGGCUUUCUCCAACAAGGAGUCUGUACAGAAGGAGGUAAAAGUUACUCUCUCCCAGAAAGCCACUCUGAGCUGUGAGGUGUCCGACCAAAAGACGGAGGUGAAAUGGUACAAGGACGGCAAACGUCUGACAACCAGCAAGACAGUCCACAUGGAGACAAAGGACAAGACUCGUCAGCUAGUGUUGGACAUUGUGGAGAAGAAGGAUGCUGGCGAGUACACUUGUGAGGUUGGAGCAGAGAAAGUGGCCUUUAAGAUACAGGUGGCAGAGGUCCAGGCAGCCUUCACCAACAAGGAGUCUGUACAGAAGGAGGUGAAAGUUACUCUCUCCCAGAAAGCCACUCUGAGCUGUGAGGUGUCUGAUACCAAGACAGAGGUGAAAUGGUACAAGGAUGGCAAGCUGCUGACUUCCAGUAAGACCGUCUCCAUGGAGACAAAGGGCAAGACUCGUCAGCUGGUGAUAGAGAAGGUGGAGAAGAAGGAUGCUGGAGAGUACACCUGUGAGGUUGGAGCAGAGAAACUGGCCUUCAAGAUAGAGGUGGCAGAAUCCUCUGCCAAGUUUAAAAAAACUGCAGUGAAGAGUGCAUGCAGUGUUCAAGCAAGUGAGAAGAUUGUUUUGACCACUGAGUUGACUUCGGAGAGUGCCAGUGUUAAGUGGUUCAGGGACGGCGUGGAGUUGAAGGAGAGCUCUAAGUAUGACAUGAAGAGAGAGGGACAUUCUCGUACCCUGAUUGUGAAGUCCACUGAAGUCAAAGACAGUGGCACCUACUCUUGCCACACUGCUGACGACAAGCUUGAGUUCAAAGUUCAAGUCAAAGACUCACCGCUGAAGUUUGUGGUGCAGUUGCAGCCUGUAGCCACAGAGCUGGGUGGUACACUGACACUGACCUGUGAAAUGAACCGAGCCUUAGGGGACGUGCUCUGGCGCCACGACAGCUGUGAGGUCAAACCCGGCGGCAAGUUCUGUGUCAGCACUGAUGGUCCCAAGCGGGUCCUUACUGUGACAGGAAUGGCAAAAGAGGAUGAGGGAGAAUACAGCUGUGAAUGCAAAGAUGAUAAGACCUCUGCCAAGGUCUCCACCAAAGCACCCAGACUGGUGAAGCUGACUUCCAAGCUGAGCAACGUCGCUGCUGUGGAGGGGAAGGAGGCCAUCUUCAAGUGUAGUGUCACCCCAGCUGACGUCAACGUGAAAUGGUUCUGCAACAACGUGCCCAUCACUGCUGGGCCCAAAUAUAAGAUUGAGCAUGGGGGCACCAGCCACUCCCUCACCGUCACCUCAGUCAGUCAGGAUGAUGCUCAAGAGAUCAGUAUUGAUGCAGAGGGAAAAACCUGCAGUGCUACCCUCCAAGUGCAACUGGAGCCGGUGAUGUUCAAGAAGAAGCUGGAGAAUGUGAUGGCGGUGGAGGAACAGAAGGAGGUGAAGCUGGAGGUAGAGCUGAGUAAGCCCUCUAAAGAGGUCAGGUGGAUGAAGAACAGCGUGGUGCUACAGCCUGGAGGCAACAUGGAGAUCAGGCUGGAUGGAGCCAAGCAGACCCUGGUCUUUAAGAGUGUGACUACGGCCGACCGUGGUUACUACUCCUGUGAGACCCUGGACGACAAGACCCAGGCCAAACUCACAGUGGAUGUGAAGAAGAUUGAGGUGGUGAACGGCCUGCUGCCGGAGGUCAAGGCCCAUGAGAAGGAGACAGUGACCCUUGAGGUGGAGCUCAGCCAGGCUGACGUGGAGGGCUCCUGGACCAGGGACAGCGUCAAGCUCAAGGCAGGGUCCAACUGCCGCAUCACAGCCCUGGGAAAGAAGCACGCCCUCACACUAUCCCAAAUUAAUAUGGAGGACGCAGGGACAAUUGCCUUCCAAGCAGAGGGAGUCAAAACUUCUGCCAAACUCAUUGUUACAGAACCUGCGGCUAUGAUCUCUAAACCCAUGGAGGAUGUCAAAGCCCCAGAGAAGGAGAAGGCUACGCUUGAGUGUGAGGUGUCCAGAACUAACGCUGAGGUCAAGUGGUUCAAGGGUGACAUGGAACUGAAACCAGGAAAGAACUUUCGCAUCCACUCCCAGGGGCGCACACGCAGCCUGCUAAUCCACAAAUGUUCCCAAGAGGAUGAGGGCACAUACGUCUGCCAAACGUCUGAUGACAACACAUCAGCUAAACUCACUAUUCACGCCCGAGACAUUCGAAUAGUGAAGAGGCUUGAGGACGUGGAGGUGAUGGAGAAGGAGAGCGCUUCGUUCUUCUGUGAGAUCUCUCACGAUGAAGUGGACUGCCAGUGGUUCAAAGGCGACACCAAACUCAAAGUCGGUGACAACAUCAAGAUGAGACAAGAGGGUCAAAUCUAUGUGCUGCUGUUUAAGUCGGUGACCCCAGAAGACAUUGCUGAGAUUAAAUUCACAGCUGAAAAGGCCUCUUCAACAGCCAAACUGACAGUGAAAGAGCUCCCUGUCCAGUUUGUGAAGAAGCUCAGGGAUAAGUUAGCCUUGUAUACACACCGUGGGUUCUUGGAAUGCCAAGUGUCCCGGGCCAGCGCCAAGGUCAAGUGGUACAAGAACAAGAAGGAGAUCAAGCCCAGCAAGAAGCACGAGAUCAGCAGCGAGGGUAUAUACCGCAAACUCACCAUAAACGACGUGGGCUCGGAUGAUGAGGAUACUUACACCUGUGACGCCAUCGACGACAAGACAUCCUGUAAACUUCUUGUGGAAGAGCAGGCCAUCAGCGUCGUACGGGAGCUAAGUGCCGUGGAAGUGACCGAGCCCUUUGCCGCCUUCUUCGAGGUGGAGAUCAACAUCGACUCAGUCAAGCCCCCCAAGUGGACCCUGAAUGGUGUGGCCGUGCAGGAGAGCGCUGACGUCGAGAUGGAGAAGGAGGGCUCCAUGCACCGCCUCACCUUUAAGAAGACCAAGGCCUCCAUGACAGGACCUGUCCAGUUCAUGGCUGGCAAGAGCAAGUCUGUGGCCCAGCUUACUGUCAAAGAGCGUCCUCUUGAGGUGGUAGAGCCCAUGAAAGAUGUGAAAGUCAAGGAGAAGGGCUCAGCCACUCUGAGCUGCAAGUUCUCCGCCACACCCAAAGAGGUGAGCUGGUUCAAAGGGCAAACCCUCCUGGAUGCUUCAGACAAGUACAGCCUGAAACAGGACGCUGUGAGGGCUCAGCUGACCAUCCAGAAGCUGACUGGGGAAGACACCGGGGAGUACCGCUGUCAGUCGGCUGCUGCCGAGACCAAAGCCACUCUCACUGUAGAGGUUCGGAAAGUGGAGAUCACCAAACACCUGGUGGACACAGAGGUGGAUGAGGACAGUGAUGCAGUGUUCAUUUGUGAGAUCAACUACACUGAUGAGGAGGUGCAAUGGCUACUCAAUGAAAAAGCACUCUUCUCCAACGAGGUCAACACCAUCACACACGUGGGCAAAGUGCACACGCUCACACUCAAGAAUCUGGCCCCUGAGGAUGGGGGCACCAUCAUCUUCAAGGUCAGGGAAAUCAAGGAGGGUGUGACCCUAAAAGUCGAAGAGAAGCGUGCAGUGUUCCUCAAGUCUCUGGAUGACGUGGUGGGAGAGGUGAAAGGUAUGAUCACCCUGGCGUGUGAGGCCUCCAAGCCCAGGGUCUCCCCCGCCUGGAGGAAAGAUGGUACGCUCCUGACCACUGACUCUAAGUAUGAGGUCCUGCACACAGGCAAGUCCCUGGGUCUGAUCAUCAAGGAUGUUACCAAGGAAGACGCAGGGGAGUACAGCUGCGACCUGGGUACUGAGCUUUCCAAGUCAAAGGUCACUGUGAGAGACCUGAGCAUAGGUAUCACCAAGCAGUUGAAGUCCGUGGAGGCGAUGGAGGGAGAGACAUGUAGCUUUCAGUGUAUUCUGUCACGGGAAAGCACUGACGAGUGUUCCUGGACCUUGAAUGGCCAGACCGUGGCUAAUGGAGGACGCAUCCAGGUCUCCAGUACAGGUCGCAAGUACAUGAUGGUUAUCAAGGAUGUGACGCCAGCCGAUGCUGGUGAGGUGGUCUUCAACAUCAAGAACCUGAACUCCAAGACUACCUUAGCUGUUGAAGGCAAAGCUCAAUCUGUAUCACAGGAGCUGCAGAGCAUUAGUGUAGUCUCAGGGGAGGAUGCUGUGUUCAUCUGUGAGGUCACACAGACCAGGGCCACCGUCCAGUGGGCCAAAGAUGGGAAGGACAUCAGGAAGAGUGAGAAGUAUGAGAUCAGUAAAGAGGAGAGGGUCAUGAAGUUGACCGUCCACAGUGUCACUGUUCAGGACUCUGGGGAAUAUAGCUGUGAGGUCAUCGGAGGGGCCACUACCAAGGCCAAGCUGGAGAUCAAAGAGCCAGUCCACAAGUUUACUAAGGAGCUGAAGGACAGCGAGGUGGAGGAGGAGGGCUCAGUGACCCUGCAGUGUGAGACGGCCCAGCCUGCCUCCAAGGCCACCUGGUCCAAGGAGGGCGUGGAGCUGAAGGCCGGGGGACGCUAUGAGAUGAGUCAGAAGGAGACCGUCCUCACCCUCACUAUCAAGCAGCUGGAGGAGAAAGACAGCGGCACUUACACCUGUGACGUGGGCACUGCCACGAUGAUGGCGAAGGUGACAGUCAAAGCCUUGCCUGCCAGCUUUGAACAAAAGCUGAAGAACCAGCAGGCCAAGGAAGGGGAGAGUGUCACUCUCUGCUCUGUGUUAUCCAAACCUGGGGCCAAGGUUCAGUGGAAGAAAGGCACUGAGCAUCUCAAAGCUGGAGACAAAUAUGAGAUGAAACAAAAAGAUGCCUCCUGCGAGCUUCAGAUAAAGCAUCUGAAUGUUGAGGACAGUGGGGAGUACUCCUGUGAGUGUGGAGACCAGAGGACCACAGCGACUAUAAACGUCAAUGCGUUACCUGUGACCUUCAAACACAAGCUGGAGAGCCAGGAGGCUGAGGAGGGGGGCAGUGUUACCCUGCACUGUGAGCUCUCUAAACCUGGAGUCCCUGUGGAAUGGAGGAAGGGAACACAGGUGCUGAAGUCUGGAGAAAAGUACCAGCUGAAGCAGAAAGAAUCUGUGAGUGAACUCCUGAUCAGCAAAGCACUACCAGAGGACAGUGGAGACUACAGCUGUGUGUGUGGAGACCAGAAGACUACAGCCAGCCUCAAGAUUAAGGCCCAACCUGUUACAUUCAAACAAAAGCUAGGGAGCCAGGAGGCUGAGGAGGGGGGCAAUGUUACCCUGCACUGUGAGCUCUCUAAACCUGGUGUCCCUGUGGAAUGGAGGAAGGGAACACAGGUGCUAAAGUCUGGAGAAAAGUACCAGCUGAAGCAGAAAGAAUCUGUGAGUGAACUCCUGAUCAGCAAAGUAGUACCAGAGGACAGUGGAGACUACAGCUGUGUGUGUGGAGACCAGAAGACUACAGCCAGUCUCAAGAUUAAGGCCCAACUUGUGACCUUCAAACACAAACUGGAGAGCCAGGAGGCUGAGGAGGGGGGCAAUGUUACCCUGCACUGUGAGCUCUCUAAACCUGGAGUCCCUGUGGAAUGGAUGAAGGGAACACAGGUGCUAAAGUCUGGAGAAAAGUACCAGAUGAAGCAGAAAGAAUCUGUGAGUGAACUCCUGAUCAGCAAAGUAGUACCAGAGGACAGUGGAGACUACAGCUGUGUGUGUGGAGACCAGAAGACUACAGCCAGCCUCGAGAUUAAGGCCCAACCUGUUACAUUCAAACAAAAGCUAGGGAGCCAGGAGGCUGAGGAGGGGGGCAGUGUUACCCUGCACUGUGAGCUCUCUAAACCUGGAGUCCCUGUGGAAUGGAGGAAGGGAACACAGGUGCUGAAGUCUGGAGAAAAGUACCAGCUGAAGCAGAAAGAAUCUGUGAGUGAACUCCUGAUCAGCAAAGUAGUACCAGAGGACAGUGGAGACUACAGCUGUGUGUGUGGAGACCAGAAGACUACAGCCAGUCUCAAGAUUAAGGCCCAACUUGUGACCUUCAAACACAAACUGGAGAGCCAGGAGGCUGAGGAGGGGGGCAGUGUUACCCUGCACUGUGAGCUCUCUAAACCUGGAGUCCCUGUGGAAUGGUGGAAGGGAACACAGGUGCUGAAGUCUGGAGAAAAGUACCAGAUGAAGCAGAAAGAAUCUGUGAGUGAACUCCUGAUCAGCAAAGUACUACCAGAGGACAGUGGAGACUACAGCUGUGUGUGUGGAGACCAGAAGACUACAGCCAGCCUCGAGAUUAAGGCUCAACCUGUUACAUUCAAACAAAAGCUAGGGAGCCAGGAGGCUGAGGAGGGGGGCAGUGUUACCCUGCACUGUGAGCUCUCUAAACCUGGAGUCCCUAUGGAAUGGAUGAAGGGAACACAGGUGCUGAAGUCUGGAGAAAAGUACCAGCUGAAGCAGAAAGAAUCUGUGAGUGAACUCCUGAUCAGCAAAGUAGUACCAGAGGACAGUGGAGACUACAGCUGUGUGUGUGGAGACCAGAAGACUACAGCCAGUCUCAAGAUUAAGGCCCAACUUGUGACCUUCAAACACAAACUGGAGAGCCAGGAGGCUGAGGAGGGGGGCAAUGUUACCCUGCACUGUGAGCUCUCUAAACCUGGAGUCCCUGUGGAAUGGAGGAAGGGAACACAGGUGCUGAAGUCUGGAGAAAAGUACCAGAUGAAGCAGAAAGAAUCUGUGAGUGAACUCCUGAUCAGCAAAGUACUACCAGAGGACAGUGGAGACUACAGCUGUGUGUGUGGAGACCAGAAGACUACAGCCAGUCUCAAAAUUAAGGCUCUCCCAGUCAUAUUCAAACAAGAUCUGCAGAGUCAGGAGGCUGAAGAGGGGGGCAGUGUUACCCUGCACUGUGAGCUCUCUAAACCUGGAGUCCCCGUGGAAUGGAGGAAGGGAACACAGGUGCUGAAGUCUGGAGAAAAGUACCAGAUGAAGCAGAAAGAUUGCCGUGUGGACCUCCAAGUCUGUGAUUUGAAACCCGGAGACACAGGAAGCUACCAGUGCAGGACUGGAGACACAGAGAGCUCAGCAUGCCUGAAAGUCAAUGCUCUCCCAGUCAUUUUCACGAAAGAGCUGCAGAGCCAACAGGCUGAGGAGGGGGGCAGUGUUACCCUGCACUGUGAGCUUUCUAAACCUGGAGUCCCUGUGGAAUGGAGGAAGGGGGAGGUGGGUCUUUGCCUCUGUGCCAAGUAUAACAUCAUUCAGGAAGGGCACAGCGCUAGGCUAGUCAUCCAAAACCUAGACCCAGAAGACUCAGGCAGCUACACCUGUGACAGUGGUGACCGGAAAACCACAGCACACCUUUCUGUGAAGGCCCUGCCCGUUUACUUCCAAACUCGACUACAGAAUCUAGAGUGGGACGCAGGUGAGAUCGCCAUCCUCCGCUGUGAGAUCACCAAGCCUGGGGCCAGCGUUGUCUGGAGCCGGGGCGACAGGGUCCUGGAGUCUAACAACAAGUAUCAGCUGAAACAGGAAGGGGCCAUUGUGAAGCUUAUCAUCUAUAGCCUACAAGGGGCUGACUCUGGGGAGUAUAUCUGUGACACAGGUUACCAGAAGACCUCCUCCGUGCUCACUGUACAGGAGGUGGAGGUGACCAUAGUGAAGGUCUUGAACAGCUGUUCGGUGCACGAGGGGGAGGAUGUCCACUUUGAGUGCCAUCUGUCCCACGAUGACGCCAAGGAGGUCCAGUGGAAGCUUGCGGACGUCCCUCUGCAGAACAAUGAAAUGAACCUGAUCCGUGCCCAGGGCAAGGUGCACAGCCUCACCCUCAGGGGGGUCACGCAGGCCGACUCGGGCACAGUCACCUUCACCGUGGGUCACCAUACCUCCACCGCAAGCCUGACCGUCCGAGGGGCCCCUGUGGUGUUCAAGAAGGAGCUGGAGAGCCAGGAAGCAGUGGAGGGAGGCAGUGUUUCCCUGACCUGUGAGAUCAGUGCUGAUGGCAAGGUGACCUGGAGAAGGGGCUCCGUGCUCCUCACCCAGGGGGAGAAGUAUUCCAUGGAGCACACAGGUUCUACCUACAUCCUGAUGGUUCACAAGUUAAAGGUUGAAGAUGCUGGAGAGUACACCUGCGAUGCCGGGGAUAAGCAGAGCACAGCCACCCUGACAGUCAAAGAGUCUGUGCGCAUCACUCGGGAGCUGCACGACAUCACAGUGACCACCGGGCAGGAUGCUGUCUUUGCGUGUGAGUUGUCCCAGGAGGGCGUGACCAACGGAGAGUGGUGGCUGGGCGAUAACCUCCUCCAGAACAACGACCUGAACCAGAUGGCCUGCCAGGGCCGGGUACACCGGCUGACACUACAGAUGGUCACCCCCGAUGAAUCAGGGGACGUGGCGUUUGUGGUGGGCGAGGAGAAGACCGUUGCUUGCCUACUGGUGGAAGAGAAGCCCAAAGCCUUAAUCCUUGAGAAGCCUCACGAUACAGUGGCCUUGGAGGGCGAGACAGUCACCCUAUCCUGCACUGUCUCCGACCCCACGGCCACCGUCACCUGGAGCAGGAAUGAUGUGGCCAUCAAUGCAGGACUCAAGUACGACCUGCGGAAGAAUGGAGCUCUCCUACAGCUGCGCAUCCACAACCUGGAGAUGGAGGACUCUGGAACUUACUGCUGCGAUACCGGGGAUGCACAGUGCACCGUCACCUUGAUUGUGGAAGGUGCCCCGGCAUUCUUUCAGAAGGAGCUGAAGAACCAGGAAGCCCAGGAGGGUGAUGAUAUCACUCUGCACUGUGAGCUCUCCAAGGCGGGCACUCACGUGGAGUGGAGGAAGGGAGGCGCAGUCCUCCAGGCUGGUAAGAAGUACGAGAUGAGGCAGGAGGGCUGCGUUCAGGAGCUCCACAUUCGCAACCUGGAGCCAGAGGACAACGGCUACUACACCUGUGAUGCUGGAGACCAGCUCACCACGGCAUUAGUGGCAGUGCAAGAACCCACAGUAGAGGUGGUGAGCGAGAUGCAGGACCUCCGUGUGGCCGAGGACCAGCCGGCUGAGUUCAUCUGCCAGUACUCCCGGCCGGUCCAGGCCCAGUGGAAAAGAAACGGGCGGCCGUUGCAGCCUGACGGCAGGAGGGUGGUAGUGGAGCAGAACUGGACCAUGGCUCGCUUGUACAUUAGCCACGUGUCCACUGAGGACAGGGGGACGUACUCCUGUGAGGCAGAGGGGACCUGCGUGGUCGCCUCCCUGGAGGUGGAAGCCAAACCCAUUGAAAUCCUCCAGGGCCUGGAGAACAUGGACACCAUCGACGGCGGCGAGGCCCUGUUCGAGUGCUCGAUCUCUCGUUGCGAGAUCAAAGACAGCUGCUGGCUCAUUGACGGCAAGCCGGUGAAGGAUUCGCCAACCACUGAGAUUGUGUCCUUCGAGAGUGGCCGCCGCCACCUGCUGCUGCUAAAGGACCUGCACGUCGGGGACAACUGCAAAGUGACCUUCCAGGCGGGCACCGCAGCGACCUCCGCCAUGCUCAACGUCAAAGGCUGGCAGCUGGAUGUGGUGAGCGGUCUGGAGGAUAAGGUAGCUGUGGUGGGAGAGAAAGUAGAGUUCAGCUGCGUGCUGACCGAGCCUGUGCCUGAGGCGGAGGUAGCCUGGUACUCUAACGGAGCCGAGCUAAAGAAGGAUAAUACCUGGGCCAUGCAGGCUGACGGUUGCUUCUACCAACUGGUGCUGAGACAGGCCCCAGCCAUGCCACCACAGGAGAUCACCUUUGCUGCCAGGGACGCCAUAUCCAUGGCCAAGCUCACUGUCAUUACCUUUCCAGACCCCCCGGAGGACCCAGAGCUGGUCAGUAAGCAUAAACAGGGGGUGACCCUGUCCUGGUUCACACCUCUCAGCGAUGGAGGCAGCCCCAUUCUGGGUUACAGGGUGGAGAUGAGGCUGGUGGACAGCGCCCUCUGGCUUCCGUGCCAUGCAGAGCCUGUGUGUAACACAGAGUUCUCUGUGGAUAACCUCAUCCCAGGGAGCGGCUACAGGUUCAGGGUGGCAGCCAUCAACAGAGCUGGGACUGGAGAACCAGUCCAGCUGCCUCAGACCGUUCAGCUGGAGGCUCCGAUCACAGUGACCCAGCAGUUGGCCUGUCCAAGCUUGCAGGAGGGUAAGAUGGCCCGUGUAGAGUGCCAGCUCUCUGCUGAGGGCAGCUCGGUCACCUGGCUUAGAGACAACAAGGAGCUGGAGUUUGGGCUCAAAUACCAGGUCACCAUCGAGGGCAAGACACAAGUGCUGCUGAUCAAAGACUUUGAGUCUGCUGACCAGGGCGUGUACACCUGUGUAGCCUCAGACGAGGCAGAAAGCUCCAUUAAUCUCAAUUUACCAACAGGUGGAGAUGGGGUUAAGUUGGAGGGGGCCCAGCCCAGCCUGCCUCCUGAGGCUGCCUCCGAGGGUGAUGUCCACGCGCUGUGGGAGGCCCUGGCCAAGAAACGCCGCAUGAGCCGAGAGCCCACCCUCGACUCCAUCUCUGAGCUGCCUGAUGAGGAGGACAAGGAGCCCAAAACACCCAAGGAGCCAGUCAAGGAGAAGAAAUCCCCAGAGAAGGUGAACGAAAAGGAAAAGGAGAAGGUUGUGGAUCCUGUCAUCAUCGCAAAGAAGGAGUUGGAUACAAAUCUACACACCAGCUCUGAGGAUGAGUCCAGGGUUCCAACGCUGGUGUCCUACCUGAAGAAGAGCAGCAAGUCCUCCCUCUCUGCAUCCAACCAGACAGAGUCCAUCUCAACUGAGAAGUUCUAUGUACAGACCUCAGUGCAACAGACCUCAGUGCAACAGACCACAGUCCUACAGACCUCAUCUUCAGGACAGCAGAUCACAGCACAGACCACAGAGAUCACUGGGUGUGGAAAUGAGGAGGAUGAAGAAAAGGGUCUGCUGGAUGCUGCUGUCAAGAUCCAGGCUGCGUUCAAGGGCUACAAGUCCUGCAAGGACACGUGUCCAGUCUUCAAGGACGUCUUCAAGGACCAGACCAAGGAGCCCAAUGGCACCAUCCACCUGGAGUGUGUGGUUGAGAGAAAGCCCGACAAGGUGCGCUGGCUGAAGGACGGCGAGCCCCUUGUGGACAGCAAACACCACCACAUCGACAUCUACAACGAUGGCACCUGCUCUCUGGUAAUCACCGCCGUUACCACCAAGGACACGGGCAUCUACACAUGUGAGGUUACCAACAAGUUCGGCGUGACCAUCCACAGCGGCAAGGUGACAGUAGGCUCGGCACGGGAGGCAUCUGGAAGGAGGCCCCUGACCAUGGGCUACAGCGCCGACAGCGAGGCGGAGAGCUCGUCUGCAGAAAGCGAGAUGGACGAGUCUUUGAGACAGGCCAGCAAACGGCUGCGCCGCCUCCUCCGCACACGGCUGCCGGCCACGUCGGAGGAGGAGUCGUUCGUCAGCUGUGACGAGGAGGCUGAGCUGAAGGCCCCCGAGCCCAAAUCGUACCGUGAGGACGAGCGCUACCUCUACAUCCGCUUUGACACGCGGUCUGAGGCCCAGGUGGCAUCGCUGCACUUUCAGGAGAUGUUCACGGCCCAGGGGAUGCCUGUGGAGACCACCAUCCAGGAGGCUGGACCUCUCAAAGUGGAGCUGCGCAUCAUGAAGAUGGGAUACACCCAAGAUGGCUCUGCAACACCCACACAGGAGAAGCAGCUGCCCGCGUUCAUGACAGGAGCCCCCGCGGCCCCAGUCUUCCUGACCGAACUCCAGAGCCAGGACGUGUCUGAAGGUUACCCGGUCAGCUUUGACUGCGUGGUGAUCGGAAAGCCUACACCCAGCAUGCGUUGGUUCAAGGACGGGAAGCUCCUGGAGGAGAAUGACCACUACAUGAUCAACGAGGAACACGAGGGCUGCCACCAGCUCAUCAUCACCACCGUGCUGCCUUCUGACAUGGGCGUCUACCGCUGCAUGGCCGAGAACACCAGUGGCAUCGCUGCCACUAAGGCUGAGCUCAGGGUUGACAUGUCUUGCAGCUCAGACUACGAUACUGCAGCUGAUGCCACUGAGACAGGCUCCUACAUCAGCGCCAAGGGCUACAUGUCUAGGGAAACUGAAGCGUUUGAGUCUAUGGCAGAGGAUGAGCAGAUACCACAAGUACUGGAUGAGCUCCAUGAUGUGCACGUCAGCCCAGGCUCACCCAUCGCUAAGAUGCAGCUGAAAGUCAAAGGUUUGGCCUGUUUCCCCGCGCCCAGAGUGUACUGGUUCAAGGACGGUAUCCCACUGCGUUCCUCAGACAGGAUCCUGCUGCUGGACAAGAGAGACGUCCACAGUCUGGAGGUCCUGGAGGUGAAGAGGGAGGAUGCAGGAGAGUACUCUGCCUACAUCAGCAACGCUGCUGGAUCAGCAUACUCCUCUGCUAGGAUACUGGUUCUGGGUCCAGGAGAGCUCACGCCUGUAGAAGAGCACGAUCCCAAGGUGCCUCCGGUGCCGCCACGCUUCCUGGAGAAGUUUAGCAACAGGAAGGUGAAACAGGGAGCCAGUGUCACCCUGUCAGUCAGAGUGGAAGGUUCUCCCAUCCCCAUGGUGACGUGGCUGAAAGAGGAUUCUGCUGAGGACGUGUUGUGGAUCAAGCCAGACACUAAGGGAUAUAAGGUGGCCAGGUCUGGGCGCCAACACAGCCUCAUCCUCAUGGAUGCGGGUUCUGAGCACGCCGGCACCUACACCUGCAUAGCCACCAACAGGGCCGGCCAGUCCAUCUGCACCGCCCACUUUGAAGUAGAGGAUGCGCCACGGCCAAAGGAAGAGACCAAAAUCCCUCUGGGUAUUACUAUCAGCCCUCCAGUGGAGGAUGCUGGCAGAAGAAUGCCUUAUCUAGGUGAAGUUGGAACAGAAGAGUUUCUUAUGAAACUCACCUCUCAGAUCACAGAGAUGGUAUCUGCCAAGAUCAGCCAAGACAGCGCACAGAACCAUCAAGUGCUCCAGUGGAUUGAAGCAUGGCCCAAAGCCUCCACCUCACUACGUGUCCCGGGAGGCGAUAGCGACGAUGAGACCAAAACACCCUCCGCCUCGCCCCAUCACGGCCGCUCUCGCCCCAGCUCCAUUCUCGCAGACUCCUCCUCUGAGUCUGACGACCCUGAUGCCAGGGGAGAGAUGUUUGACAUCUAUGUGGCUACGGCUGACUACAACCCCACCAUCCCCAACAAAGAGACCAUUUCCCUGAAGGAGGGCCAGUAUGUGGAGGUUCUGGACUCGGCACAUCCACUCAAAUGGCUGGUCCGGACCAAACCAACCAAAACCACCCCAUCCCGCCAGGGCUGGGUGUCACCUGCCUACCUGGACAAGAAACUCAAGCUAUCUGCUGAUGCUGGCGAUGUCCCAGAGACAGGUGGAGAAGAGGUCUCAGAAGGAGAGUACAAAAGAAGACUACUCCAACUGAUCCAGGACAUGAUCAACAGCGAGGCAGAGUUUGUCAAAGAGAUGGACUUCUUCACCUCCCACCACGUCAAGCAGGUUGAGAGCCCUGACGCCCCAUCUGACGUCACCAGCCAGAAGGAGGCCAUCUUCAGGAACAUCCACGAGAUCAAGGCCUUCCAUAGCGAGUUCAUGUUCCCUAAGUUGCGCGAGUGCGACACUGAUGACGACGUGGCCAUGCGCUUCCUGAGGAGCGGGGAGGGCUUUGAGAAAUACCUCCAGUACCUCGUAGGCCAGCAAAAGGCAGAGGCCGCUAUCAGUGACAAGACCGUACACCACUUCUUCAAGAAGUACACAGACAAACAGCAGGCCAGUGCCGACCCUGCUGAAGGGCCUGUAUUGAGCAUUAAUGCCUACCUACAGAAACCCCUGGACAGAAUCCAGAAGUACAAGGCCUCACUCAAGGAGCUGAUCAGGAACAAGGCCCGGAACGGUCAGAACUGCUGCCUGCUGGAGGAGGCCUAUGCCAUGGUUUCAUCACUGCCUCAGCGUUCAGAGAACACACACCACGUCUCCAUGAUAGAGAACUACCCUGCCACUCUGGAUGUAUUGGGGGAGCCCAUCAGACAGGGACCCUUCAUGAUGUGGGAGGGUGCACCUGGGGUAAGGUCCUCCUCCAGAGGCCACCGUCGACACGCGUUCCUCUUCAAAAACUAUGUCGUCAUCUGCAAAUCCAAGAGAGACUCCAACACAGACACCCAGGGCUACGUCUUUAAGAACAUGAUGAAGCUGAACAACAUAGACGUGAAUGAGACAGUGGAGGGUGACGACCGGGCCUUUGAGAUUUGGCACGAGCGCGAGGACUCUGUCAGGAAGUACACGCUUCAGGCUCGCACCGUCAUCAUCAAGAACUCCUGGCUGCGAGACCUCAGGGACCUGCAGCAGCGCUAUACCAUGCCCGGCUGGAGUAUGCCUGACUUUGAUGAGCUUCUGGCUGACUGCACAGUGGAGCUGGGACAGACAGUGAAACUGGCCUGCAAGGUUACUGGAGUACCCAAACCUGUGGUCACCUGGUACAAGGAUGGGCAUGCGGUGGAGGCCGACCCUCACCACAUCAUCAUCGAGGACCCUGACGGUUCCUGCACCCUGAUCCUGGACAACAUGACAGCGGAUGACUCUGGACAGUACAUGUGCUUCGCCACUAGCACCGCAGGCAAUGCCAGCACCCUGGGGAAGAUCACUGUCCAAGUGCCUCCUCGUUUUGUGAACAAGAUGAGGAAUGCUGUCUUUACUGUUGGUGAGGAUGCUCAGUUCUCCUGCACCAUUCAGAGCGCUCCCAGCCCCAAGAUCAGGUGGUUCAAGGAGGGCAGGUUGCUGACUGACCAGGAGAAGUAUCAGACCUACAGUGAGUCCCGUAGUGGAGUACUGGUCCUAGUCAUUAAAGGCCCUACGGAGAGAGACCUGGGACAUUACGAAUGUGAGUUGUCUAAUCGACUGGGCAGUGCUAGGUGUGCAGCUGAUCUGUGCCUUCCUUCUGCUGUGACUAGGAGAGGAGAGCAGGCGAUCACCAUCGAAGUCACCGAGCAGGAGACUAAAAUACCAAAGAAAACCAUCAUCAUAGAGGAGACCAUAACCACGGUGGUGAAGAACACCCGUAUGAAGCGUCGUGGCCUGUCUCCAUCUGGGUUCAACCGCUCCCAAACCUCCACCCCAGAUCACCAGACCACCCCCACGGCCAGGCAGAGGAGGCAGGCUUCCACCAACAGGAAGACCACCAUCCCCACCCUGUAUGUCACGGAGCCCGAGGGGGCCGCAGGGGCCCGGGCUGCGGAGAACAAGUGGGUGGAGGUAGAGGAAAUUAUUGAGUACAAGGUCAACAAGUCGCCCAGGCCCUCUAGGAGAGGUAUCUCCCCAGCCGGGUCGGAGCGGGCACACACCCCCUCCUCCACCCGGCCACAGAGGUCCGCAAACCCUAACGCCAACAACUCCAACAACAACCUUGUAGAACUGCAGAACCACUCCGAGCUACAGGGGGCACAGCCUCUGUACUGGGACGAUGAGGAGGAGGAUGGUGACGUGGCUGUGGAUGGGUCCGAGGUCGCCCCUGGAAUACGUGGAGAGGCCUACGAGGUCUCCUCGCUUCUAAUUCCUAACGACCAUGAACACGAAGAGGAUGAGGCCUGGCUAGAAGAGCAGCAAGAGGCUUUCAUCACAGAACCGGAUGACGAUGACAACACACCCAGAAAGCUGGAGCCUAAAAUCCUGACCGAGGGCAGUCGCGUUCUCACUCUGGAGGACCUGGAGGACUACGUCCCCAGGGAGGGGGAGACCUUCGGCUCCUCCAACACCCGUUCAUCACCUCCCGAGAGGCCCUGCGAGAUCUCAGUGCUCCAGAGGGAGAUUGGGGGCUCUGCUGUGGGCCAGCCGGUGCUGCUCAACGUAGGGAGGCCUGUGGGGAUGCCUAGGGAGAGGCCCAGGCCAGGCUUCUUCAGCCGCUUUAGAGAUCACCUCUCAGGAAGCAUGUUCUCCCCGGCCGGCCCCCACCACAACUACAACCACCACCCCAGCGGAGGUCAGUCCAGGAGGGAGAUUCCCAUCCAGGUCAGCCACGCCAAGCUAGAGGUCAAGCCGUUGUACUGCUCUGAGGUGCAGAGAGUGGAGGGAGUGCAGCAGAGCUACAAAACUAAAGUCUACACAUCAGUGGGCAAGUCAGUCACUCUUCAGAUUAGCAAGAAUAACCCAUAUCAAAACCAAUAAUUUAGUGUGUGAAAAUAAGUAGCUGGAUUAGAAGCAAGCAGAUUGUUGUUAUUCUGUGAUGCGUACAAUAGCCAUUUUAGUCUUAAAUGGGAACCUUUCUAGUUAAGUGUUAAAAAAGCAUAUUCUAACAUUGCAUUUUACUGCAAAUGGCGAAUCAUUCCAUUUUCAAGCAACCCGGCUAAAAGUAAAAUGCAGACACAGGAAGUCAGUCGUUUGGUCAGAUAGAAAGUGGACUUUAAAGGACAAACAUCCAAAGGGGUUGGAUAUGUUUAGGCUAAAUGAGUUCCGAACACCAUUGUAUACUAUCCAGCCUUCAAUUUAUUGCUGCCUUUCUUGCCACAAAUUUGAUGUACUGAAAAAUACAAUAAUUAUGAGUUGUUGCGACAUGGACUGACACUAUUUUCAAGUUCAAAACUCCCAUCUGCUUUACAAUCAGGCGACAGAUGUUUAUAAUUUUAGCUCCUUGAUGUUAAACUUCUAUCCUGUAGGAGAACAUCUGUGUACAGCACUUUACACUAAGUGUACAAAACAUUAGGAACACCUUUCUAAUGUUGAGUUGCACCCCGUUUUGUCCUCAGAACAGCUUCAAUUUGUCGGGGCAUGGACUCUACACUGUGUCGACAGAGUUCCUCAGGGAUGCUGGCCAAAGUGCUUCCCACAGUUGUCAAAUUGGUUGGAUGUCCUUUGGCUGGUGGACCAUUGUUGACACACACUUGAAACUGUUGAGCGUGGAAUCCAGCAGCGUUGUUGACACUCAAACGUGUGCCUGGCACCUACUACCGUACCAUGUUCAAAGGCACUUAAAUCUUCUGGUCUUGCCCGUUCACCCUCUGAAUGGCGCCACAUACACAAUCCAUGUCUCAGUUGUCUCAAGGCUUAGAAAUCCUUCUUUAACAUGUCUCCUCCCCUUCAUCUACACUGAUUGACAUCUGUCUUUGUCAUGGUGUUCCUAAUGUUUUGUACACUCAGUGUAUGUCUCUCUGUUCGUUGUUUCCAGCUGAAGUUUAAUGAACAAAGAGUAUCCAACUUGACUUGUAGCAUAUCAGUUUGUACAUAGGCUAACUCCUGUGAAAGGAGAAACUGUUUGUGUUCUCAAACAGUAACUGACCAAACCAAUGACUUCAGCAACAGUAAAGAGCAGUCAGAUUUGAAAUGUUACAGAGGAGUUGUCAUUCUGGAAUCCACCCCAAAAAUAAUAACUUUGACAAGAUGAUAGAAGUAUAAGAGCAUUGAUUACUGGAGUUGCUGAAUUGUGCGACACGUCGACAAUUUUCUCUCAAUAGCAGUCCCUUGAGAAUGCAGACACAUGGAUCAUUGAAUUGUACUUCAGAUUGGGUAGUCUGUCCUCCUAUGCAGAAUAAAGUCUCAAAUGUUUUAAACAUUUCUAAAUGGUCAAUUACAUGUUGUGCAGAGUUGAUACAUUUACAUGAACUGUAUAUCACUUGUGGUUUGGGCUGUGGAAUGAUCUAAGUCUACGAUUGUGUUAAACAGGUCUCAUAAAAGUAUCAAUUUACUUCAGGUUAUAUACAUCCAAAACAUGCAGCUAUAUAGGAUAAUUAAUCUCAUCCUGGGUCAUUUGUUUUAUAGAAAGCCAACUCUUCAUUAUCAGUUUGAGAGCAAUGAAGAGUGGAUUGACUUUAGACCAUUUUUUAAAGUAUUUGUGAUUACUUUGGAGUAAAAUGUAAUUAAAAUAUGUUUAGAAAAGUGACCGCAUGAUAUGUAUUAGCUGAUUUGAGUGUUUAUCGGAUUAACACAAUGUCAUUUCAACCCUUUAUUCGGUUCAGGUGAGAGCAGUUGCAGUUAGGAGUGAGUCAUUGAUCACACUGGAUUUGUUGCAAUAUCGUGUUUUAAAUAGUGAAUUACUGUUUCCCAAAGUAAGAGUGAUGUUUUAUGUUAGAUAAAACAAAAUAUUGUAGAAGCAUUUAAAUACUUGUUUGCUGUAAGAAAUUCAACAUAAAGCACAAAUAGGGUUUGACUGCCUGCACAUGUUUAGUUAAUGAAAAUAAAUGUUGAAUAUCCCUAAAUAAAUUAAUUGCAACUGA
Oncorhynchus keta (chum salmon) is the source of this 22663-nucleotide messenger RNA. It is a transcript of the gene obscnb, whose product is annotated as obscurin, cytoskeletal calmodulin and titin-interacting RhoGEF b. The transcript has 81 exons. The record is from RefSeq and is a predicted model, not a curated record. Gene Ontology annotation, molecular function: guanyl-nucleotide exchange factor activity; protein binding. Bases 213 to 20621 code for a protein of 6802 amino acids. Lineage: Eukaryota; Metazoa; Chordata; Actinopteri; Salmoniformes; Salmonidae.